This is a messenger RNA of Dipodomys ordii (Ord's kangaroo rat), 1958 nucleotides long. It is a transcript of the gene Tctn2, whose product is annotated as tectonic family member 2. The transcript has 17 exons. The record is from RefSeq and is a predicted model, not a curated record. The coding region runs from base 1 to 1914 and encodes 637 amino acids. Lineage: Eukaryota; Metazoa; Chordata; Mammalia; Rodentia; Heteromyidae. Gene Ontology annotation, cellular component: MKS complex. Gene Ontology annotation, biological process: smoothened signaling pathway; protein localization to ciliary transition zone; cilium assembly.
AUGUCCAGCCCCGAGGUCAGCGCGUCCCUGGUCGGGGCCGGCGAGGAGGUGACGGUGUCCCUGGCCGAGCUGCCGGCGGAGGCGGGAUUGUGGCCACCCCCAGCGUGUGGCGAGCCGCGCGGGGACGCCGGGACCUGGAGCGUGGCCCUGACCCCCGGGGGCGCGAAUGUGCUGGAAGUGACUGUGCGCUUCAAUGGCAGUCUGCAGUGCUCCUGGAAUGAGACUGGUGCCUCCGCCGAGAUGCUGUGUCUUCUCCAGACCCUGCUGGUCUCCGCAUCUCACAAUUCCUCCUGCUUGGCACAUCUCCUCAUCCAGGUGGAGAUGUAUGCCAACUCUUCUCCCGCCCAAAAUGCAUCAGAGAACAUGGCUGUCAUUCCGCACCAGGUGUAUCAGCCCCUGGGUUCUUGUCCUUGCAACUUAGUGGCCGGGGCCUGUGACAUUCGCUGCUGCUGCGACCAGGAGUGCUCCAGCCAGCUUCGAGAGCUGUUCAGGAUGUCCUGCUUCUCAGGAGUGUUCGGGGGAGAUGUGAACCCUGUGUUUGAUCAGCUAUGCACUGUGGGGACCACCUACCCCGUUCCUGACUGGUUUCCUCUCCUGUGUGUGCAGUCGUCCCUGGCCAACUCACCCUACCUUGGCCACUUCUACCAUGGGGCUACUUCUCCUAGACAGGACCCAGACUUUGAUGUCUACCUGGAGCCUGGCCUCAAAGACUUAUCGGAUCUGGGUUACAGACAGGGAGAUCCAAUCAUGACCUCGAAGAAGACGUAUUUCACUGUUCCGCAGGUGUCCCUGGCGGGCCAGUGUCUGCAGGACGCCCCGGUGGCCUUCCUUCAGAACUUUGCUGCUGAAUGUGCUACUAAUUUGGAAGUGUACCAGGAGCCAGACAGUCAGACAGUGAAUGUCAAGAUAAAGAAUGGGGUUCUGGGAGGCACAGUCACCCCAACCGUGAUCUAUGAGGAAGUCACUGGCCUGGAUACAUUCAUCACUAGCACAGAAUCAUUUUUAAGCAGUGGCUCAGCCCCAAGAAAUGUGCAUGUGGAAGAGCAUUACACUUUCAGAUGGUACAACAACACCAUCAGUGAAAUCCGUGUCCGCAUCCUACGGGCAGAAAUCCACGCCCACCAGAAAGGGAUAAUGAGGCAGAGAUUUACUGUGAAGUUUUUAAGCCAUGAUAGCAGUAAUGAAAAGGAAUCGUCUGGCAAUCCAGGUUACCAGCGUGGCAAGCCUCUGCGAGUCCUCAAUACCAACAGGGAGAACAACAUCACAGCUUUGCAUCUCUGGCGCUCAGGUACACAACGCAGGCAGGCAGCGGAGGAUGUUGUUGAAAGACUUGAGUCACUAAUACAAGCAACUCACGUCGCUGUGAGAGGGAACUCUGAUUACAGCGACCUGAGCGACGGCUGGCUGGACAUCAUGCGGAUGGAUGCCCCUGUCGCACCUGUAAACAGCACGAGCGGCGCAUGCCUGGAUGUUCCCACCCAGCUCUCCAUCCGGGUCCUGGUGGCCGAUGCGGGUGCUGUGCAAGGGCUGGUUCAGCAGGAGGUAGUGGGCGUUGAGACCAGGUUCUCCACAGUGAACUGGCAGUACCAAUGUGGACUUACCUGCGAGGACAGGGCAGGCCUGCUCCCCAUCAGUGCAGCAGUGCAGUUCAUUCAAAUACCUGCACAGCUGCCCCGCCCUCUGACGAGAUUCCAGCUCAAUUUUACAGAGUAUGACUGUAAUAGAAACGAUGUGUGCUGGCCACAACUUCUGUAUCCACUGACCCAGUAUUAUCAAGGGGAGCCGCAUUCCCAGCGUGUGGCCAAGGGCUUAAUGUUGGCCUGGUUCCUCCUGCUUGCAGUGCUGCUCAGCAAGCCUUGGGCCAGAAUGUGCCGGCUUGGUGCUCUGUGGCCCCCUGCCUACAAGUCCUGCUGAUACCCUGGACCUGUGUGGUCGUGGCUUCUGUGGUCAUCCAUACC